Messenger RNA from Brassica napus (rape), 1761 nucleotides. RefSeq lists its product as uncharacterized. The record is from RefSeq and is a predicted model, not a curated record. Bases 1 to 1761 code for a protein of 586 amino acids. NCBI's taxonomy places the organism in Eukaryota, Viridiplantae, Streptophyta, Magnoliopsida, Brassicales, Brassicaceae. The transcript has 3 exons.
AUGGAUGCUGCUGAAGUUAAAUCAGAGGAUUACCCUCCAAGACUUUACCCUGAAGGGUCUUCUAACCUAGAAGGUAAAGAUAUUAAUCACAAUUUCCAUCCAGGACAUUUCCCCCACGUUAGAGAAACAAUAGGACUUGAUGUGUGGGAAGAAUUGGUGAACUCUCCCAUUGGAGUAGUUGCUAGGCUAGCUGGACGCGAAAGCAUGUGGUCUGGUAGGACCGUGCACUAUCUACUGUGUAGACAGCUGCGAGUUCUAAAGAAGGAGAUAUGGUGUCUCGUGGCUGAUGAGGCCAUCAGGUUUAGCUUGCUCGAGUUUGGUGAGAUCACUGGGCUAAACACAGGUCCAUUGCUAACAGAAAAAUUUGAUCCUGAUCAAUACAACGCGUUUUGGGGGGAGUUGAAGGUGCCGCUUGGGAUGGAACCCAAGUUAGAUGAACUGAAGGCAGCAUUAGAGUUAUGUCUGCUUUGGAGUUUUGAAAAGCGUAAGUGGUUGGGGCUGCUACUUCUUCAAGCCAUGGGAGUCUAUUGUUUGCAUCACAAUUCAAAGAUACCCUUUCAAAGUGCAAUAAGGGUAUUCGACGAUGAAGCCAUGAGGUCGUAUCCAUGGGGUCGGACUGCAUACGAAGUUCUGAUUGACUCUAUUAAAACGUUGGCUCCAGAAGGAGGUUUUUACACAAUAAGCGACAUGAAGGACGCGUUAUUGAUUUGGGCAUAUGAAUCCGUCGCCUGCUUCGGUGAGAGUUUUGGGAGAGUGAUCAAUAACGAAGACGUUCCGCUUUUGCGAUGGGGUGGAAAGCGUACACGUGCAAGUUUUGAUAAAUUGUUGUCUGCCGAAAUCAAAGAGCAUGGCGAGGUGCGUGUGAGGAGAAUGGUUUUGAAGGACUCAAUUGUUGGUGUUGGGGCCGAAAACGGUUACGACGAAGGGAAUGCAAAGGGGAAGGGGAAUGCGAAGAAGAAGAAAAUGAAGGGUGGAGUUUCGUCAGAAGCUGAGCCACCCACUAAGAAGCAGAAGAAAGUUAAGACACAAAAUGAGUCUGAAGCUGCUGCUGCGGGAAAGGGUUCUAGCGAGAAGGAAUGUACCAAAGAUUUGAAGUUGGAGAACAAAGCGACUCUGACGACCAUUGUGAGUACUCUGGAUAAUAUUUCCAGAAAAAUUGAUCAGAUUGACUCAUGGUUGGAAGCUUACGAGUUAGACAGGACCAGACCAUUGAUGGACCAAAAGACCAUUGAUGACAGGGUGAAAGCUUUACUGGAGGAGCGUCUGAAAGAUCUGGGGGUUGGAGAAACUCUCGAAAACAAUGAUAACCGCUCUCCACCAUUACCAGUGGUUCAAACGCAGCAGAAGUCUGUCAAUAGUCCAGCGUUAGCUGCGACUCCUGGUAAGGUUUUUGGACCGAAGAAGAAUUUGGCCAAGGAGCUUGAUAAGGAAUCAAGGGUGAAAAGGACUUUGGAUGAGGAGUUUGGUAAUGUCGCUAAAGCUACUGAUCUUGAUAGUCAACCUCUUGAUUUCGUAGUAAUUUCUCCAGCAAAGGCUACUAAGGAUGAUAAGGAUGCUAAGGUUCCAGCCUAUGGACGUGGCUGCAGGGGCAACCGUAUUGUUAAGGGUGAGGAAGCCGAUGAGAAGGAAAAAGCAGCGCAGGCAGAUGCUGCGUUUAAGAGGAAGGAGAAGGCUGAGGCUAAGAAAAAGGUGGCUGAGGCUAAGAAAAAAGAUGCUGAGGCUAAGAAAAAAGAGGCUGAAGCUAAGAAAAAAAGAGGCUGA